This is a messenger RNA of Lampris incognitus (smalleye Pacific opah), 603 nucleotides long. RefSeq names its product pyroglutamyl-peptidase I like (gene pgpep1l). Gene Ontology annotation, cellular component: cytosol. NCBI's taxonomy places the organism in Eukaryota, Metazoa, Chordata, Actinopteri, Lampriformes, Lampridae. Gene Ontology annotation, molecular function: pyroglutamyl-peptidase activity. The transcript has 5 exons. The coding region runs from base 1 to 603 and encodes 200 amino acids. Gene Ontology annotation, biological process: proteolysis. The record is from RefSeq and is a predicted model, not a curated record.
AUGGAUACGGACGGAACAGUGGUCAUAACAGGGUUUGGACCUUUCCGGCAGCACUUCGUGAAUCUGAGUUGGACAGCCGCCCAGAGCUUGCAGGUGGCUGGGCUGGGAAGGGGGGAGAGUGUUCACAUCAAGGAGUUACCAGUAAGCUACCUCAAGACCCAGCAGAUCAUUGCUGACCUUUGGCAAACUCUCCGCCCGAAGUUAAUUGUGCAUCUUGGAAUAGCGAGAGGGUCCAAAGCCGUCGUUCUGGAGCAGACGGGGAAGAACGGUGGCUACGCCGACAAAGACGUGAGCGGCGUUUGCCCUGAGAGCCGCUGCUGUGUCCAAGGAGGACCAGAAAAGCUGGACUCUCUCAUAAAUAUGAGGUCCCUCUCCAAGCAGUUCAAACACAUGGGGACAGAUGUCGUUUACUCCAGGGACGCCGGCGGGUACGUCUGUGACUUUGCUUAUUACUGCUCGCUGUACCACGGCGAGAGGAGAGCAGCCCUCGUCCAUCUCCCUGCAUCUGGCAGCAGGGCCUCAACAGACAGACUGGUGCCUCUGCUGCAGGCGCUCAUUCGGACCAUGCUCCAACAACUAGACGCAGCCCCAAACACUGCAUGA